UUAUUUAACUUUUUGUUCUGGCAAUAUUGCUAAUAUAUUGCACGAUUUUUGGAAAUUCGGAAAUUUUUACAUAUAAUAAAAAAAGACUUUUCUUAAUGAUGGAUAAUGAAUUAAAAGGCAAAAUUGAAAGCUGUAGUCGAACGGCCGAGGACUUUACAAAACUUUAUUAUCAAUCUUUUGACAAGAGAAGACAUCAAAUAAGCCGCCUUUAUUUGGAGAAUGGUCUUUUUGUAUGGAAUGGCAACGGCGCAUCAGGCAAGGACAACAUACACAAGUAUUUCAUUGAGCUUCCUUCAUCAGAGCACAACAUAUCUACUCUUGAUGCCCAACCCAUAGUUGAUGAAGCUGUGGCUGGCCAAUUAACGUAUUUAAUUCAAGCAGGAGGCACGGUCAAAUACACAGAUCAGCCAAUAAAACCAUUUCAGCAGACCUUUAUAAUUACAGCGCAAGAUGACAAGUGGAGAAUUGCAAGUGAUUGUUAUCGUUUGCAAGAUGCUUUGGUGACGCAGGGAAAAUAAUUAUGUGCAUUUAUGUUAAGUUAGGAAUACUUUUUCGAAAUAAUAAUAAAUUUUUUGUAAAUCA
Messenger RNA from Stomoxys calcitrans (stable fly), 582 nucleotides. RefSeq names its product NTF2-related export protein (gene Nxt1). The record is from RefSeq and is a predicted model, not a curated record. The coding region runs from base 96 to 518 and encodes 140 amino acids. Gene Ontology annotation, biological process: protein import into nucleus. Lineage: Eukaryota; Metazoa; Arthropoda; Insecta; Diptera; Muscidae. The transcript is spliced from 3 exons. Gene Ontology annotation, cellular component: nuclear pore central transport channel.